AUGUCGAAUGAAGAUAAACAAAAAAUUGAUGAAACAUUUGUUACACCAUGGAAUUUAGCUAUUUAUUAUCGACGAAUUUUUCCAUCACAUAUCUAUUGUAAAUGGCUUGCUUAUGGAGAACCUGCAGCAAGUUCACAAUUUGCUCAACGUGAAUUUAGUUUUACACUUGAAAAUGAUGUUUAUCGUCGUUAUCUUUCAUUUUCUAAUCAUAUUGAAUUUGAAAAAGAAUUAAUAAAAAUGUGUCCAGAAAAAAUUGAUAUUGGUGCUGUUUAUUCAGCUAAACCAAAAGAUCAUAAAAUGCUUUCUCCAGCACAAUUUUAUCCAAUUGAACGUGAACUUGUCUUUGAUAUUGAUAUGACAGAUUAUGAUGAUGUUCGAUUUUGUUGUCGUGGUGCUGAUAUUUGUUCUAAAUGUUGGACAUUAAUGAGAUUUGCUAUGCAAAUUAUUGAUCGUGUAUUACAUGAAGAUUUUGGAUUUGAACAUCGUUUAUGGAUUUAUUCUGGUCGACGUGGUGUUCAUUGUUGGGUUUGUGAUCAAAUAGCAAGAGAAUUACAAUCAAGUAUUCGACAAGCUAUUGUUGAACAUAUAUCUAUUGUUACUAGUGGAAAAGAAUCAUCAAAACGUGUUACACUUUAUCAUCCAUUACAUCCAUCACUUCAACGAGCUCGUGAAAUAAUUUUAACUGAAUUUGAUGGAUAUGCAUGUUUAGAACAAGAUUUUCUUGGAGAUGAUCAACCAGAACGAUGGGCUGCUUUUAAACAACAUACUGAUGCAAUGAUUAAUUCCGUAACAUCGACUACUAAAUUUCGUAAAGCUGUUUAUACAACAUUAAUUGAUGAAAUAAUGUUUGAAUAUAGUUAUCCACGUCUUGAUGUAAAUGUAACAAAAGGAAUGAAUCAUUUACUUAAAUCACCAUUUAGUAUACAUCCAAAAACUGGUCGUGUAUCAAUACCAAUUCAUUUAAAUUCAUUAGGAUAUUUUGAUCCAUGUAAAGAAGGUUCAGUUCCAAAAUUAAAUGAAUUAUGUCAACAAGUUGAACAAUUACCAAAACAAUAUGAAGAUGGUUUAAAUGAAAAAAUUUCUACUAAACAAAAAGAUUAUAAUCAAACAUCUCUUAAACCAUUUAUUGAUAUAUUUGCACGUUUUGUUCAACAAUCACAAACAAAUAAACAAAAUGAAACAUUAGAUAGAAGUGAUUUCAAUACAAUGUUAUCAGGAGAAAUUUGA
Rotaria sp. Silwood1 is the source of this 1227-nucleotide messenger RNA. The record is from the annotation of a GenBank genome assembly. Lineage: Eukaryota; Metazoa; Rotifera; Eurotatoria; Philodinida; Philodinidae.